ACCACUUUUAUCCAUCUAAACAAAUUGACAAAUUGUGCUUAUAAUAAAUAAAAACACACCAUGAUUUAUUUUCAUUUUACGGUUGUUUUCAGACACGAAUAACGGUUACCAUGAUACGCCGCUGCCCUGGCAACCAGCUAGCAACCUUAGCGGUAGUACUGCUUGUUAGCUUAGCUUAGCUGCCCAAAAUACCUCCCUGAAGCCUUGUAUCUCUGUAUGGAAGCGGUCAGCAUCUCUAACGGGGUGAGGGAUUUAUUACUGGCAACACACUGACCAAUGGUUCAUGUAAGGUCUCUCCGGGAUAUAAUGAGGAACGUUAUUGUGCUGUCACUGCUGCUGCUGAAUAUACAUCAUGUCAAAUCAGCACCCAAGGGCGUCACUGCCAGUCUAAAAGCAAAGUGGAGCAUGACGCCUUUCCUCCUGGAGACAAGCGAGUUUAUUGGAGAAGAUGGGAAUGAGAAAUUCUGGCAGUUUGUUGACACUGUGAAAGAGCUCACUGUAUACAAGCACGGAGAAUCUGUGCGCUCGUACUACAACCUGAUCCUCAAGAAGGCUGGCCAGUUCCUCACAGAUCUUCAAGUUAAUCUCCUCAGAUUCGCUCUGGCCCUACGGUCAUACUCACCAGCUGUUCAUGCAUCCCAGCAGAUAGCCAGUGAUGAGCCUCCGCCUGAGGCUUGCCCUGCCUUUGUCUCCAUCCAUGGUCAACAUAGCUGCAGUACCAAGGACAUCAAGAAGCUCCUGAAGGCAGCUGCAGGCAGGCCAAAACCAUAUUUAUACAAGAACGAUCACAUAUAUCCAGGGGUCAAUAAAACAGAUGUGCCAGUCGUGAUCCUCUAUGCUGAGAUUGGAACCAAGAAGUUCACCUCGUUUCAUAAGGUGCUGUCAGAGAAGGCUGGAGACGGCACACUUAUAUAUGUGCUGCGGCAUUUUGUAGCGGAGCCAAAGCCUCAAAAGAUGCUUUUAUCUGGGUAUGGUGUUGAGCUGGCUAUCAAAAGCACAGAAUACAAAGCUGUGGAUGACACCAAAGUAAAAGAUUCAGUUACAAACGCUGAGGAUGACAAUAUUGAUGAAGUCCAAGGGUUCGUUUUUGGAACGUUAAAAAAAUCUCACCCUGAACUCCAGGAGCAACUCGCCGACCUUCGCAAACAUCUCCUGGAGAGUACCAAUGACAUGGUCCCUCUCAAAGUGUGGGAAAUGCAAGAUCUUAGUGUGCAGGCAGCUGCCAGAAUCCUGUCCGUGCCAAAGUUUGAUGCUUUGAAGCUCAUGCGAGACCUCAGUCAGAACUUCCCGAGCAAAGCCAGAUCACUGACAAGAGUGGCCGUAAAGCAGGAAAUGAGAAAAGAAAUUGAGGAGAACCAAAAGCGUCUCAGCGAGACCAUCGGUGUUCACCCGGGAGACGGGGAGCUCUUCAUCAACGGACUGCACAUUGAUCUGGACUCUCACAACCCUUUCAGCAUUUUAGACAUUCUCAGAGCUGAGGCCAGGGUCUUGGAGGGGCUUCAUAACCUCGGCAUAAAAGGAGAACAUCAGGGCAAGCUGCUGAGGUUACCUGUGAACGCUGUGGAUGACAGCUAUGCCUUAGAUAUCAGACAUCCAGCUAUAAUGUGGAUAAACGACAUAGAGAAUGACCCACCGUACCGCAGCUGGCCGACGGGUGUACAGGAGCUCCUCAGAGCCACUUUUCCUGGAGUCAUCCGGCAGAUCCGACGCAAUUUCUUCAACCUGGUGCUGUUCCUAGAUCCAGUACGGGAAGAGAGUGUUGAGCUGGUGAAACUAGCAGAGCUUUUCUACAAGCACAAGAUCCCCUUGAGAAUUGGAUUUGUGUUUGUUGUCAACACCAAAGAUGAGAUUGAUGGCUUCUCAGAUGCGGGGGUUGGAUUUUUCAGACUGCUGAAUUACAUCGCAGACGAGUACGAUUUAUCCCAGGCUCUGAUGUCCAUGGUCUCUUUGUACAACAAAGUAGACGUGGGGGAGACGCUGUCUGUUGAUACAAUCUCUGCUUACCUGAAGAGAAAAUUCCCUAAAGCCAACGCUGAAAGGAUUCUCGGUGUAGAAUCCGAGUAUGAUGACAAAAGAAAGGACGGUACCCUCUUCUACAAAAAGAGUGGCCUGGGUGCUCUGCCACUGGCUUUAUUUAACGGAGUCCCUCUGAGCCCAGAUGAGAUGGACCCGGACGAGCUGGAAACCAUCCUCCUGCAGCGCAUAAUGGACACCACCACCGCCUUCCAGAGAGCUGUCUUUAUGGCUCAGUUGACCGAGGGCUCAGAUGUGGUGGACUAUCUCAUGGAGCAGGCCAACGUGGUUCCCAGGAUGAAUCCUCUUAUUCUAAGCACUGACCGGAAGUACCUCGACUUCACUGCCAAACCAGUUGUAGAUGACUGGGAGGACACAACUAUGUUUUCAUUCUUUGACUCCAGAGACAAAACAGCUGUCAUGACUAAGAGAAUGAAGUACUUUACAAAUAACGAUGACGAUGGGAUGAGUGCUGUGACCAUGUGGAUAGUCGGAGAUUUUGAGAAGGUCUCAGGAAGAAAACUGUUACACAGUGCCCUGAAACGUGUGAAGGCCAGCCCUGGAGUGCGUGUGGGGGUGAUAGAUAACCCCAGCGGAAAGCCCAGCGAAGAUAACACUGUGCUGUACAGGGCUAUCUGGGCCUCUCUCCUCACCCAGAAGAAUAAGGCUGCAGGAGAGUUUGUGCAAAAACUCCUGAAAGAGGAGAGCGGCCAGCUCCUCCAACAAGGGACCAAGAUAAAGGACUUACUGAUGCAGGGCAUGGACGGAGAUGCCUUUGAGAAAAAGUUCAACACACUGGAAGUGGAUUUUAUUCGUAGUCAGCAGCUGUUUUGUCGAGACGUCCUGAAACUGAGCCCUGGGCAACGGGCAGUGAUCAGCAACGGCAGGAUCCUCGGCCCAUUUGAAGAGCAGGAGGAAUUCACUGUGGAGGAUUUCCAGUUGCUGGAGAAGAUUACACUGAGCGGUUCUGCAGAGAAAGUCAAAGCCAAAGUAAAACUGAUGGGGAUGAAACCAAAGCACGCCAGUGACUUGGUCAUGAAAGUUGAUGCCCUCCUAACUGCAGCCCCCAAAGGAGAGGUCAGGAGGGACGUCCAAUUUAUCAAAAACAGCCACAGUGUGCUCCAUCUCUCCCCACGUGAAAACGAGGUGUUCUAUGAUGUUGUGGCCGUCGUUGACCCGCUCACUAGGGAGGCACAGAAGAUGUCCCCUCUACUGAUUGUGCUCAGUCAAGUGGUCAACGUGAGACUGCAGGUGUUUAUGAAUUGCAGGGCCAAGUUGUCCGAGAUGCCCCUCAAGAGCUUUUACCGCUUUGUCUUGGAGUCUGAUGUGAAUUUCUUGGCCAACGACACCGUGUCUCCAGGACCAGUCGCCCGCUUCAUGGAUCUCCCGGAAUCUCCCCUUCUCACCCUUAAUAUGAUCACACCGGAGAGCUGGAUGGUGCAGGCUGUCCGCAGCCCGCAUGACUUGGAUAACAUCCACCUGCAGGAGGUGAGCGGGGUUGUGACUGCGGAGUAUGAGCUGGAGCACCUCUUGCUGGAGGGCCACUGCUUUGACCUGUCAACCGGCCAGCCUCCCCGCGGACUGCAGUUUACCCUGGGCACGAGCCGGGAACCGCUCAUGCAUGACACUAUCGUCAUGGCUAACCUGGGAUAUUUCCAGCUGAAAGCCAAUCCUGGCGCCUGGAUCCUGAGAUUACGUAAAGGGAGAUCAGAGGAUAUCUAUCAGGUUCUCACGCACGAUGGAACCGAUUCCCCGGCAGAUGCUGGCGAUGUCGUUGUUGUGCUGAACAGUUUCCACAGUAAGAUCGUCAAAGUCAGGGUGCAGAAAAAGGCAGAUAAGAUGAAUGAAGAUCUGUUAAGUGAAGAUAGUGAAAGCAAAGGCAUAUGGGACUCCAUAGCAAGGACAUCUGAUUCCUCCCCUCGAUCCAGACUGCGAUAUUAUGCUGUAAGAUCUAGUCUUGCAAAAAAUAUGUGCUUCUGUAGCAUCACAGGUGGCGGCUCCAAGAAGGAUGAUGGAGAGAAGAAGAAAGAGGAUGUUCUAAACAUAUUUUCUGUGGCCUCGGGCCAUCUGUACGAGCGCUUUCUGAGAAUAAUGAUGCUGUCCGUCCUUCGGCAUACCAAAACGCCAGUCAAGUUCUGGUUCCUCAAGAAUUACCUCUCCCCGUCUUUCAAGGAGACCAUCUCUCACAUGGCGGAGUCGUAUGACUUUCAGUACGAAUUGGUACAGUACAAGUGGCCCCGUUGGCUCCACCAGCAGACUGAGAAGCAGCGCAUUAUCUGGGGAUACAAGAUCCUCUUCCUGGAUGUUCUGUUCCCCUUGGCUGUCGACAAGAUCAUCUUUGUGGACGCCGAUCAGAUAGUUCGGGCUGAUCUGAAGGAGUUGAAGGAUUUAAACCUGGAGGGCGCUCCUUAUGGUUUCACGCCGUUCUGUGAUAGCCGCAGAGAGAUGGAAGGCUAUCGCUUCUGGAAAACCGGCUACUGGGCCUCACAUCUAGGACACAGGAGAUACCACAUCAGCGCUCUGUUCGUAGUAGAUUUAAAGAAGUUUCGGAAGAUUGCAGCUGGGGACAGAUUACGAGGCCAGUACCAAGCCCUGAGCCAAGACCCCAACAGUCUGUCCAACCUGGACCAGGACCUUCCCAACAACAUGAUCCACCAGGUGGCCAUCAAGUCUCUUCCGCAGGAGUGGCUGUGGUGUGAGACGUGGUGCGAUGAUACCUCCAAAGUCUCAGCCAAGACGAUAGACCUGUGCAAUAACCCAAAGACAAAGGAGCCCAAGCUAACGGCCGCAGCAAGGAUUGUGCCUGAGUGGGUUGAAUAUGACAACGAGAUAAAACAGCUACUGAGACGGCGGGUCCAGGAACAGGAAGACACAGCAACACAAAAACAGACCCCCUCUCCUUCACAACAUAAAAAAGAAGACAAGCGGCGUGAUGAACUUUAGUGCCUGCCAGCACGGUUCUGAAGAGGAAGGAGGCAGCACCUUUUGCGAGCAGGCCACCUGUGAAGCUUGAAGACAGACAAUUCCAUCUAAACAUAGCCGUGGAGCGUUGCAUCCCGAGCCCGGAGAAUGAUGGGAUAUUUUCAGAGAUGCCAUAUCUGCUUCUGCAGUCGAUACGUCUUACACAAUUAACAUGUGAUGUAAGUGUUAAACUGCCAACUGUGAACUUCUGGUGUGCUAUCAGCACUACAAUCGGGUCUUGGUUAGUAUGUGGUUACCGGAGAAUGAAGUGAACGCAGAAAGAAUAAUGGGGUGGGGGUCAGUCGAAGCACUCUAUUGGGUGUUUGAGAAUAAAUAGUUGGCAUAUAUUGCACUGAGAAUGUAAGCAAAGAAAUUAAAUGGAGAAGGCACAUCUCUUAAGAAUCUGAUCUCAAAGUUUUUUACGUUUUUUUUUUAUUAUGGAAAACUGUUUCAAAAAGCUAAUGCAUUAAGAUAAUCUUAAUUUGACGUUGACUGAAAUGCCCAAACCAAAGUUGUGACUAACAUGAAGCUAGUCUGUUUUUAAAUUUCAUAACUGGCUGCAAAGUUGAUAAAUUAAAGCUUUGGGACUGUAUGAUUAUUAUUGAGGAGGGUAGUGUAGGGGAGGGUCUUUUUUCUUUUCUUACGCCAAGUCUUUUUUAGUUCAGCCUUUCCUUUGCAAGAUUUAUUACAUAAACAAGGGAUCAAAUGGUUACACCAAAUGAUGGCCUUCAUGGGUUAUAAAGGUGCCUUUUACAUGCAGAGGAUCACCAAUCUCUGUAUUGUAUUAUUUAUUACUAAUUGAACGUCUCUACUGUACGUAGUUGCUCCUUUAUUCUGAAUCAUAACAGAAGGCUGAACCAAAGUUAAGUUAAAGCAGCAGUGGGUAGAACUGGAGCAAAUAUGAUUUAAAAAAAAUAAGUUAUUUUUAUAAAACGGUCACUGUUUCCUGACAGUAGUGCGUUAGACAGGUAAUCUGAAAAAAAUCUGUGUCCUCCGGUGUCCUGCGGCUAAGUGAGACUACAAAACGCCAUCACGCCAACACGUCCGCCAUUACAGCCUCGUUGUGUAUACUCGCGCCCAUGUAACCGUGGUGUAGUUCAUUUAUAGCCUAACGUUAGUACUUCUGGCGAUUGCAUUCAAACUUCAAAAAAUCAUAAAAG
This is a messenger RNA of Sebastes umbrosus (honeycomb rockfish), 6134 nucleotides long. It is a transcript of the gene uggt2, whose product is annotated as UDP-glucose glycoprotein glucosyltransferase 2. The transcript is spliced from 41 exons. Gene Ontology annotation, cellular component: endoplasmic reticulum. Lineage: Eukaryota; Metazoa; Chordata; Actinopteri; Perciformes; Sebastidae. The record is from RefSeq and is a predicted model, not a curated record. The coding region runs from base 277 to 4956 and encodes 1559 amino acids. Gene Ontology annotation, molecular function: UDP-glucose:glycoprotein glucosyltransferase activity.